AGCCAGGUUGGCUGAGUUUCUGCUGUUCACCGUUACGCCGCUCUGCUUCCAAGCUCCCCCUGAGAGAACAUCGCUUGUUGCAGCGAUGCGGGCGAUAGCAGGUCUCCUGACAGGCGCCUGGCUGACAGCGUUGGCUUUCGCGCGGACAGACGAUUGCUCGGGCAACGACAAUUACGAUACAAAAGAUGACGAGCAGGCUCUCCUUCAGCGCAUGCAUCAAACGAUCUUGCAGCACAAGACUGGCCAGACGGCUAAAACUGCCGGCGCUGCUGCUUGGACCCUUGCGACCAGCAGGGCCACCUCGAGUGCUAUGUGGGCAGAGGCGGCGGCGGCGGCACCACCAGAGGCUGCGCCAGCCUCGAGAACAUGGGCACCCAUUUCACCAUCGACGUGGACGUGGGCACGUUUGCCCAGAGGUUCAGCGUCGCCGCGGACACCGGGAGCAACUCACUGAUCGUCCCGUCGUGCGUGUGCGAGGGCAAGGGCCAGUGCAGCAAGAAGGACCAGUGCUUCCGAGGCACGAACAAGUCCUCGACCUUCUCUCUGGAGGUGGACGAGGAGGAGAAGCUGGUCUCCAUGGUCCUGUCCUUCGGCAGCGGGCAGAUCCAGGCCAUUGUGGCUCAGGAGCAGGUGAGCGGUGGCAAGAUCUCCCGGCACCUCGGCCUGCUGCUGAUGAGGGAUCGCGCCUUGCAGAUCUCUGGGCCCUUCGAGGGCAUCCUGGGCCUGGGCUUGCCCCGGCCGGCCACGAACUGGACGCAGAUCGAGGAGCAGGAGCAGGUGAUGCGCAAGAUCCUGGACACGGCCGCGGCGAACGCCAAUAGCACUACGGCGAGCGCCACGGCUUUGAAGACUCACAAGCCACAUCACCGCGACUCGCUCAAGGGGUUCCUUGAGCAAGUAAACAUCCCCCGCUUCUCGAUGUAUUUCAACGACGGCGCGGCCGGCGUCCUGCGCAUCGGGGGGGCGCCCAUGGGCAAUGGCAGCCACGGGGGCCCGGGCACCGCGCGCCUGGGGCGCCGCUUUCCGCGGCACCUCUCCGUGGGCAGUGCGACUGCCACGCCCGUGGACUUCUGCCGCGACUCGGACAUGGCCGAGGGCCAGAAGCCGCCGUGCGGGGCCAUGCCUGACUCCGGCGCGGCCCUGCCGAUGGGCCCCGCUCCGCAGAUCGGGAAGCUGCGC
This is a messenger RNA of Prorocentrum cordatum, 1179 nucleotides long. The record is from the annotation of a GenBank genome assembly. Lineage: Eukaryota; Dinophyceae; Prorocentrales; Prorocentraceae.